This is a messenger RNA of Daldinia decipiens, 1245 nucleotides long. RefSeq lists its product as uncharacterized. The transcript is spliced from 2 exons. NCBI's taxonomy places the organism in Eukaryota, Fungi, Ascomycota, Sordariomycetes, Xylariales, Hypoxylaceae. The record is from RefSeq and is a predicted model, not a curated record. The coding region runs from base 295 to 687 and encodes 130 amino acids.
CGGCGUACAUCCAUUCUAACUAGGAGGCUGCAAUUCUUUCCCAUCGACACCUCCUCAACCAUUCUUCCAGUUGUCCUUCCUUACCACUUUUUUUCUUUCUAAAUUGCACUAAUCCCACAGCGUCUUUCAGAUUGUUCCCUUGGGAAGGACUAUAUGGCCGGCCGAUUGAGCUAGAUACACAACCCCAAUCUUCCUGGUUCAAUCUUUUAGGUCGAAUCCAAGUCGAUUACCGCUUCGCGACUUUGGAGUUUUUGCGAUCGCGUCCAUCAACUCGAGUCAACAACGCCUUCCAACAUGGCGGAGACGGAGAACUUUGAGGAUGACCUCUUUGCUGAUUUAUACGACGACAACGAUGCUUCCGCCGCGCCGCCGCCGCCAGUAGCAGCUCCGGCAGUGCAAGCCCCUACCGCUCCUAUCCCCACUCCUACGCCCCAGAACAUUCAACAAUCCGUAGAGGAACCCAGCCAUCACGAUAUCGACCAGGCACAUAGCGAAAUGGCCUACGCAGCUGAGGAGAACGGCUAUAGUGAAGAAUAUCAAGAUGAGAACUACGAGGAUGACGAUGAUGUGGAUUUCAACUUAGGCAAUGGCCCGAGUGGUGCCGUCACUGUUGCGCAACCUCAACAAGAUGAUUCGGCUUCUGCAUACCAUGCUGCUAGAGGUGCUAGUGCUAAGGAGGACGGGUAAGUAGAUCCGUUUAGAUUUGUUUGUUUCCAUUAGUUACAUGGCUCUUUAGAGCCUUGUUACAUCUUGCCAAUGCCUGAAAGCCAUAUCAGACAAUAUUUCGAGCAUAUUAUGAUGCUCGAAACGUUUGAAUUGGGAAAUGAUUCCCCAUUAGACAUUUGACAAUCAAAAGGACAUACGCUUGAGUAUCCUAGGGCCUUUUUGCCGGGAGGACAUUGGUGGGCAAGAGAACUGGGUUUCUAUCUCGCUAGCUGUCUCCGAAGGGAAAAUCUAGUAAUGGACUUGCCAAGUCGGUCAAUAUUCUCAGAUACAUAGCCGGAGGGGAGCACACCAGUCGUCCAGAUCUCAAGAGGUGCAUCGCGGGAAAGAAAUAGUGGGUGAAGACUAAGGAGGAAUCCUAAGGAGGAAUCACUCUACCUUUUUUUAAGAGAAAAACCAGCGAUAAAAGUUCGGCCAUAGUCAGUACAAAAACACUUACUGCCUUCCGUAGCCACUCGUCAGAAAUAGGCUCAUAAAGCUCAAAAGGGACUAUUACUCUGGAAGGCUGUAACAAGAAAUUUG